Messenger RNA from Cyprinus carpio (common carp), 5786 nucleotides. Its product is annotated as protocadherin alpha-C2-like. Lineage: Eukaryota; Metazoa; Chordata; Actinopteri; Cypriniformes; Cyprinidae. Gene Ontology annotation, molecular function: calcium ion binding. Gene Ontology annotation, cellular component: plasma membrane. The record is from RefSeq and is a predicted model, not a curated record. Gene Ontology annotation, biological process: homophilic cell-cell adhesion.
GGGGUGGCUUGAAACUGAGAGAGAAAGAGAGAGAGUGCGCGCACGCCGAAAUAUGCAGCACCAGUGGCAACGAAACACACCCGUCAGCUGCGCGCAGAGGAAAAAAAUGGAUAAGCGCGGACAAAGGAAACAUGGAUGCAUCCGAGAAGUAUCCGUGCGCUUUUAGAAUGGAAUUGACAAUUAGGCCAUUGUUUACAUAAAUGUAAAACCUUUAAUGCUGAAGUGGGAGGCAAGAUAUUGCAAGCUGACAAGGCGGAGUGCUGUUUUUAAUCCGUCUGCGGAUCUUAUGAUCUUGCGAUGGCUGUUGCAGGGAUAUGUGAUUGCCUAGACAAAAAAGUGCCUCUUUCUUUUUUGCUAUUAUUAUUUUGUGGCCUUGCUCUCGGACAAAUACGAUAUUCCGUGCCAGAGGAAUCGGAAAGUGGGACGAUUGUAGGCGAUAUUGCACAGGAUUUGGGUUUGGAUAUUCGAAAGCUCCCCGCCCGAAAGAUUAAGGUAACCUCUGACAGCGGCCAAAGGUACGUGGACCAUAAGAAUGGAAAAUUAUUGGUAAACGAGAGAAUUGACAGAGAGACAUUGUGUGAUACAAGCGCCGCGUGUGUUUUGAAUAUAGAGGUCCUUCUUGAGGACCCAAAUGAAGACCAUAAUGUCGAGGUGGAGAUAACAGACGUGAAUGAUAAUACGCCGCAGUUCCCCAGAGACGAGUAUCAAUUGGAGAUCACGGAGUCGGCUUUGCCGGGCUCUCGUUUUCCUAUCGAACACGCGCAAGAUCCGGACAUCGGUACCAAUUCGGUUCGAUUGUACCGGCUCAGCCCAAACGAGCAUUUCGCUCUCGAUUCCAACAAGCCUUCUUUGAAUACUAAGCACAUCGAGCUCGUUCUCAAAAAGCCCUUGGAUCGCGAGCUCGCCCCUUACCAUCAGUUAAUCCUGACAGCGACAGACGGUGGCACACCAGCACGAACAGGCACCGCAAAAAUUAACGUUCGGGUCUUAGAUUCGAAUGACAACAACCCCGUUUUUGACAGCUCAGUAUAUAAAGUCAAACUGCUUGAAAAUUCGCCCAAAGACACUUUGGUUAUCAAACUGAAUGCCACAGACCAAGAUGAAGGAACAAACGGGGAGGUGCUUUAUUCAUUCAGCAGUUACACACCAGACAGGGUCAGGCAGAUGUUCAGCAUGGACACCAACACUGGAGAAAUCAGAGUCAAGAGCAAUGUGGACUAUGAGGACACUAAUUCAUACGAAAUGUACAUUCAGGCCAUGGACAAAGGCCCAGCUCCAGUAGCAGCCCAUUGCAAAGUGGUGGUGGAGGUCGUGGAUGUCAAUGACAAUGUUCCAGAGAUUGUACUCUCGUCUUUGUCCAGUCCAGUGCGUGAAGAUGCCCGUGCAGAUACCGUGGUGGCCCUGAUCAGUGUGACUGACCGGGACUCUGGCCCUAACAAACAGGUUACCCUUGAAAUUCAACCUGGUCUUCCUUUCAAAAUCAAGUCAUUUAGAAAUUACUAUACCUUGGUAACUUCUGCCUUUCUUGACCGCGAGACCACAGCAGCCUAUAAUGUCACUCUCAGCGCUACCGAUGCAGGAAACCCUCCCCUUUCAUCUCAGAAGACCAUUCAGGUGGAUGUCGCAGAUGUAAACGACAACCCGCCACGCUUUGAGCAGACCUCCUACACUGUGUAUGUCAUGGAGAAUAAUGCACCUGGAGCUUCGCUCUGCACCGUCAAAGCUCAGGAUGCGGAUGUCAAUGAAAACGCUCGCAUCACCUACACGGUCCUAAACGACAACAAUCACGGGAUCCCGGUCACCUCCUAUGUGUCGAUUAAAGCGGACACAGGUGUUGCUUAUGCUCUUCGCUCCUUUGACUACGAGUCAUUACGGGAGUUUCACUUCCAGGUUAAAGCUCAGGAUGGGGGUAUCCCACCACUCAGCCGUGUGGCCACUGUCUACAUCUACAUAAUGGAUCAAAACGACCAUGCACCUGAGAUUGUGAGUCCCCCAGCCAAUGGCACACGCUUAACGGAGACGGUACAGAAAAAUGCAGAGCCAGGGACUUUGAUCACAAAGGUAGUGGCCUAUGAUGCAGAUGCAGGACAGAAUGCGUGGGUCAUCUAUCUGCUGGACCAGGCCAGCGAUCUGGAUCUAUUUAAAGUUCACGAACACACGGGAGAUAUUCGUACAACUCGGCGUGUUCUUGAAGACAACUCCACCUCUUUCAGUCUAACUGUACUUGUAAGGGACCAUGGCGAACCACCUUUGUCAUCCACCGUUACGAUCAACGUCGCUGUCAUGGAGGUGCCACUAAAAGUCACACCUGACCCCAAACGAAUCAUCCGCCCUCACAGCUCUCUCUUGUUUUCCAACGUGACACUGUACCUCAUUGUAGCCUUGAGUGCCACCACCUUUGUGUUCUUGGUUACAGUGGUUGUGCUGGCUAUUGUGCGAUGCCAUGCCUAUUGCACCCAGCCCGGGUCCUGUUCACCCUGCUGCGUGUCCCAGAAGGCCCAAGCAGAAGGUGGCUCAGGAGGGGGCGGUGGAGGUGGUGGUGGUGGCUCUCAACCCAAUAACAAUGUGGUGCUUAGACGAGACCUCAAGGUUGAGCCUCAUUAUAUUGAGGUCCGGGGUAAUGGCUCUCUGACCAAAACCUAUUGCUACAAGACCUGUCUGACUGCUACCUCAGGGAGCGACACCUUCAUGUUCUACAACACGGGCCGACCUAUCAGUGGCACCUGGGGCUCCGAGCGAUUUUUUACAGGAGGGAGCGGAUUUGUUCGCAGACUUAGUAUGCCAGAUGCAGCACUACAGCCCAAAGGACCAAAUGCUGACUGGCGUUACUCAGCGUCAUUGAGGGCAGGAGUCCAAAGUUCUGUGCAUAUGGAGGAGGCAUCAGCUGUGAUGCAGGGAGCACAAGGCAUGCUGGUCCAGAACUGGCCCACAGUCUCCAGUGCAGCAGAUGGGGAGGGAGAGGGACAGCUGUCACCUCCUGUUGGAGCUGGAAUCAACAGUAACAGCUGGAGCUUCCGCUACGGUGCAGGCCCUGGCUAUGGUCCUCCACAAGUCCUGAAGCCAGGAGAGAUCCCCCCUGAAGCCUUCAUCAUUCCAGGCUCCCCUGCCAUCAUCUCCAUCCGGCAGGACCCAGGUGCCGUUGAUGAUAAGGGCGAGUUCAUCACCUUUGGAAAGAAAGAGGAGUCUAAGAAGAAGAAAAAGAAGAAGAAGGAAAAGAAGGACAAGAAGGAUAAAGGAAAAGAUGAUGGCGAGGAGUAACAAAGAAGAUCCCACUACAGUAUUAUAGCUAUCAACUUAUGUUUGUAGCAAACGCUAACAGAAAGACAAAACCAAAAAUACUGAAAAUGUAAAGAGAGGAGAAAUUCCUUCUAUAUACCUUAUUUACCAAUUCCAUUUUAAGAAAGAAUAGAGUUUGUGCUGUAUGCACAAACAUAAAAAUUGAAAAUUAGCCCGUGAACCUGUGACUCUGAUUGGCUAUUUUCCUAGUUCUGGUGCAGAAAUGAAUCAGUGAUGUCCAAGAAAGAACUUCAGUCUGCAAAAUGCAAACCAAGCCUUGCACCUUGUAAAUGACAUUUUCAACCAUGAUGUGGGAAGUCCCUCUCCUCUUUUAAGAGGUUCAAAUGAAUCCAGUUAAACUGAAUAUGAACUCAUGCCACACUAAGAGCUUUUUCUAACUUCAUCCCUGCCUUCCGCCUCAACGUCAGAUGGGGAAGAAACAACCACCCCUGGCCCCAUCUCACUCGAUCUGCUGGAAUCAAAACUUUGUAAAAGAAAAAAAAGGACUACAACUUUAUCAGAAAGAUCAGUGUCUGAUUUUUAUAGCAGAUCAAAAAUAAAUGCCUACAGAGAUGGGAAUGUAGCAGCGAAAUCACUUGCUUUACACUCAUAAAAACGUCCUAGAACAGGGCACAGAGUUCGCUAACGCUUCUGUCCUGCUCCCAAAGUAAUGCUGAAAUCUCCGAAUGAUGCUUUACUCAGUGUAUUUUCUAAGAGCAAGUAAAUCUCAUCUUAUACAGUCCAAAAUUAUGAACUCCCAUGAUUUGUAUGAAUGCAAAUCACAAAUUGAUGUGCGUUCUUGCUCCCUAUUGCAUAAUACACUAUGUACAGGCUGUCAUCAUGCUGUACACUUAAAAUCACCACAGGACUGAAGCACAACAGCCUCUCAAAAGUCUGUAAAAUAGUAGAAUGGAUGCUUGUGGCUUCAUUUCACAAAACACCCACUUCCUUUGCUGCUGUUUUGAAUGUUUGAUAGAUGUCAUCCCACUUCCUGCCAGCUUUAUGUCUUGGUCCAGCUACUUGCCCUUAGCAACUGCUUGUAACUUUCGUAUAUCUGAAGUUGCCAACCUCCCUUUAUCUGGUGUGCAUUGCUGGCCCCAUGUCAGUACUGCCCCCUGGUGGCUCAUAUUGUACAAUGUGACAAGAAAGAGCAGAAAAUUCAAGCCAGUAUUAUUGUCACAUCUUCUGCUGGAAACAUAAGCACAGGUACUGGCCCCUACAUGCACACACAGUGUUUAUGCUACACACAUACACACACACACACCAGUGUAUAUGCUCUCACAUCAGUUGAACCACCAUGGACUAUGCAGCCAUGCUUUUGGACAUGUUUAACUACAGCAUAUGGUGCUUUCUAGGGUAAAAAUAGAGGUUGAGUGGAGAUUAGUGUGAGGAGACCACAAUGGUGGGCAGUACAGAGUUUUUCUAAUGUAUAUAAUCAAUGAUGAGAUAUAGCUUCAUGACAGUUCCACAGUUGUUGAUUCAAAUUUUGUAAAUAAUGGGAAUGUUUACUUAACAUUCAGACACCAUGCUUAAAUUUUCUGUUUUUAAGAGGGAGCACAUCCCUCCUUUCUUUCCCUUCUAAGUCUGUAGAGAUACUGUUCAGUAAAGGAGAGAUGUUUGUGCUGCUAUGAGAUCGUAUCAUCACAAAACACACACACACACACACACACACACACACACACACACACACACACACACACUCACACUCUCUCUCUCUCUCUCUCUCUCUCUCUCUCUCACUUGAGUCUCUUUCAGGUGUGGUUCAGUGCUGUCAGAUCACCAAGUGACUGUUUUGCAUGUUAAGCGCAAAUAAAACAGAAAUUAUAUAUAGAUAUAAAUGAACAGAUAUGUUUUUCAUAAAUAUUUUUUUCUCAUUUCUGAUGGAACUGGAGAUGUGUAUUGUCUCUGCUGAAGUAUGUAGACAUUAAUCAAAUUAUUCAUACACAAACAUACACUGAUUACAUACACACAUCGUGCAUAAAAAGAAGACACCGAAACCAUGUCGGCUCUGUAUUGAUCGACGUUAACAUUAACAUUCUAGGUAUAUGUAAUGCUGUAGUGUUAUGGUCUAACUUGCUUUUCUUUACAACCUUAUGAUUUUUGCAACUUGAAAGAAUCAAUCCUUUGUUUUACGCUAGGCUUUGAAAUCAAUAACACUUUAAUGUGAGCCAGUUCAUACUUCCCUAUAAUAUAAACCUCUCCCUUCAAAAAAAAAUAAAUAAAAAAAAAUAAAAAAAAAAAUAAAAAAAAAAUAAAUAAAAAAAAAAAAUGAUAAAACAGGAAAUAAAAAGGUCUAUGUAUUCUGCUUGUGUGUAGUAAUUAUAUAUCAAUUCAUCCAGUGCCUAAGUGGCACUAUGCUUUUGACUUUGACAGUGCAAAUAUGUUGGACAAUUUUUUUUUUUUUUACCCCUGCUCAUCAGUGUAAUGGUGUUUAUUAUUUUAUAUUACUUUAUGAAAUCUGGUAAUGUGUUUUGUUUAUAAAUCACAAAUAAAGUUUUCUUUCAUAAGUA